This is a messenger RNA of Auanema sp. JU1783, 342 nucleotides long. Lineage: Eukaryota; Metazoa; Nematoda; Chromadorea; Rhabditida; Rhabditidae. The record is from the annotation of a GenBank genome assembly.
AUGAUAAUCAUUCCUUCAUCUCAUUCAUCAGUAUAUCAAUGUACAUCUAUACAAAUAGUUCCUAAUAUGGCACGGAUAGAUCCGUACAGUGCUUCAUUGCGUGAAGAGCAGAAAGCAAUUCUCAAUGGGUUGUUAGGCAUUAUCUAUGAUAACUAUGAUACAACCAGACGUAUACAAGCUUCUGUUGAUAGUAUUUAUCGAAUUACUGUCACUCUUUUAAUUAUAAUUAUCCUUCUUGUAAUAGGAUUGGUCUUCAUUGCCUGCUUCGUCGGCUGUCGUAGGUACCAAAAUGAAAAUCAAGUGCCGUUACAUCCGCGAAAAGCCGCUCCAAUCGAGAUUUGA